Molecule: messenger RNA, 9374 nt
Organism: Harmonia axyridis
Lineage: Eukaryota; Metazoa; Arthropoda; Insecta; Coleoptera; Coccinellidae
Product: golgin subfamily B member 1-like
Exons: 8
Coding region: 172-9192 (3006 amino acids)
Source: RefSeq, a predicted model, not a curated record
AUGUCAAUAUCGUCUGUAUUCUGGUUGACGUGGAAAGUUGCAAAUGAUGUUUUGACAUAUGAAUCUAAAAGAAAAUAAGAUGGAAUAUGUAAAUAAAAUUGUCCAUUUUCCAACGAAAUAAUAUAUUUUUUAAUUCGAUUUUAUUACUUCAAGCAUUGUUAGCUAGUUAAAAUGAAUAAGGCUCCUCGUCAGGACCCUGGGGAGGAUCCUCCUCCUCAAGGAAGCUCUUCAGAGCAAAGAGCAGACUCCCCAGAUUUAGAAGAACAGCUCGUUCAUCAACAGACUGUAAUAGCCCAGUUCAAGGAGAUGUUACAGAAGACUGAUCAGAGCAGUGUCUCUCAGGAAAAAGUUGAUAGAUAUGCUUCAACCUUGUCGAAGAUGACUAUGAGAGCUAAAAAGAGUAAAUUGAAAAAAGAGAGUAGUUCUAGCACUUAUAUAAAGGGUGCAAGCAAAUCGGGAAUAGAGACACCUGUUAAUGAAAAAAUAACUUUACUUAGGCAACAAUUGGAAGAAAACAAGGUGAAAUUAGCAGAAAGGGGCAAGAGUCAAAAAGAUAUAGAAGAAAUGGUACAUCAGUUGAAAGCACAGUUUGAUGAUUCAUUUCAGCUUAUUCAUGAUACUUCUUCAAAUUUUUCUAUUUUAGAACCAAAAACAGAUUAUAAUAAAAGUAGUAGCUCAGAAGAAUUGUAUAAUAUUUUAAUAACAAAGGAUAAAAAGUUAACAGAUUUACAAUCUAAAAUUCAGAGACUAGAAGCAACAGUUCUUGAUUUACAAGAAAAUCUUAAAGAAAAAGACUGUGUUAUUGAUGCCCGAACUAAAGCCAUUACCUUAAUGUCUGAAAGUCUUUCAAAAAAAAGUAAGAACACACAGGACACUUUGGAUGAGACCAAAAACCAUAUGAGAGAAAUGCAAGAAAAUUUUGUAAAGUUAGAAAAUGAGAUGAAAUCUAGACAAAUUAAACUUCUAGAUGACUUGAGAUUAAAAAAUUUGGAAAUAGCAGAACUAGAGGAAAACUUGAAAAUCCAAAAUCUUAAUGCUUCAGAUAUUUCAACUGGAAUUGAUUUGAAGAAAGACAAUGAAGAUUUAUUACUUAAAUUGAAAAAUUUAGAAGCUAUAAACAAUGAUUUAACUGAAAAAAAUCUUGAAAUCUCAAAAGCAAAUGAUGAUUACAGAAAUCAAUUGAAAGAAUUAAGAGAAACAAAUGAACUUGAAUUAGAUGUGAAACAAAAACUCAUUAUUGAUCAAGAAAAAAUAAUUGAAGAUCUUAAAUCUAAUACUUCUUCCAAAUCAAACACAGAUGAAGUGGAAAAACUCAAAAAAGAAUUAGAUGACCUAAAUAAGAACAUGAUCAAGGUGAAAGCAGAGCAUAAAAAGAAAAUCAAGCUCCUGAAUAAAAAAAUUGAUGGUUUUAAAAAGAUAGGGGACCUUAAUGCUCAUAUUGUUAAAUUGAGUGAAGAAAACGAUACUUUGAACGAAAAAAUCGCUGAACUUGAAGAAGAAAAAGGAAAUUAUCAAUUGAAAAUGAUGGACGAACAGACGUCAAAAGAUUCUACUGGAAACUCUUCUGAAGAAUUGGAAGCAAAGGUUAAAGAAUUGUCUGAAAGAUUACAAGUGAAAUCAGUAGAAAUGGAAAGUUUGCUUAUAGAUAACACCUCUAUGAAGCAGCAAAUUGAAUCGUUGAACAAAAGUUUAGAGGAAUUCUCGGAUAUUCAUAACAAAAAAGUAACUUCUGAAAUAUCGUCUAUUCAGUAUGAAGAAAAAUUGCAGAAGGAAAUGGAGGAAAUAAUGGCAUCCAAGGAAAAACUACAAACUGAAAACAUUGAAUUGUUAGCUAAGAUUGAAAUCUUAAUGAAAGAAAAAUCAGAACUACAUUCAAAACUAGAACAAUACAUCCAAGAAAAUAUGGAAUUGAUUGACAAACUAGAAAAAAUGAGCACUGAAAAAGUGUCAUCUGCUGAAUCCAUUGAAAUUGUGGAAAAUUUAACCAUGCAAGAGAAACUAGAAUUGGAGGAAUAUCAAAAAAAUCUUGAUCCCCAAAGUGGAAAGCUGAAAAUAAGUGAGGAACAUCUAGAGGAAAAUCCUGAUUUAAAUGAUAGUGUCAAUCAGUUGACUGAAGAAACAUCUGAGCUUCUUCAAAAAAUUGAACUGUUCACUGUUGAAAGAAGAGAAGUUAUGGAAAAAAUGGAGUCUUUAACAACAGAAAAUGCUCACUUGAGUCUCAAGUUGAAACAAGUUGAAAAUAAUAGCGAACUACUAACUGAAACUUAUGAACAACUCCAAAGUGAGAAAGAAAAACUUGAUGAAAAAUUAGAUUCUUUGCUGAAAGAAAAUGAACAGUUGAAACAAAAAGUUGAAAAAGUUGAGCAUGAUUCCAAUGUAAAUGAAAAUCAGAAUCUUAAAGAAAAGUUAUAUGAUUUAGAGGGAGAAUAUAUCAAAUUAGGCGAAGAGAAUGAAAUGUUACAAAAAGAACUGAAGCAGCAAUCUGAAAAGAUGUAUGAAAAAAAUCAAUUGGAAUUCGAACUGAAAGAAGCAAAUAAUAAAUUAACUCAAUUUGAAGUAAAAAUGACUGAAAACCUUGAAGAGAUAAGAACAUAUCAAUCGGUUAUAGAAGAUAACAAGGAAGAAUUCAUAAGAUCUGCAGCUCAUCUUAAUGAAUUGAAAGAAGUUAUUGCUAAAAAAGAAUUUGAAAUAGAAACAUAUAAGUCAGAAGUAGAAAACUUGAAUAUGACAAUUAACAAUUUCAAUGAAAAAAUAAAUGAACUGGAGAAACAAUAUGCAAUUAGUAAAGAAAAGGAAACAACAUUGGAGACUAUGGAAAAACAACUAAGUAGUUUAGAGAAGGUUUUAAAUGAGAACUUGGGACAGAUUGCUGAUUAUGAAAGUGAAUUAGAAGAGAACUCUAAUUUGAUCAAGCAACUCAAUCUACAACUAAAGCAGCUAAGUACUAAAAAUUUAGAGUUGCAAAAUAUUUUUGACCAAAAUAAUGAAGAAAAGGAAAAAAUAAUUACCAAAUUGCAAUUAGAAAUAAAAGACCUGGAAUUGCAAAUUAAAUCUAAGGAUGAAAUGUUCCAUAAAGUCUCAAAUGAAAUGAAAGAUAAGUUCCUUUCUCUUCAAAAACAAACUGACAUCAAUAGUGAAUCUCUCGAGGAUAUAAAACAACCUCUACAAAAGAAGGUCGAAGAACUUUCAGCUAAAAAUGAAGCACUUGUUUUGAAAAUGAAAAAAAUUGCUGCAAAUUUGAAAAAGAAAACUCAAAACUGCCAAGAACUAGAACAACAAUUCAACUUAUCUCAAGAGAAAUGGGAAAAUGAAUUGAAGGAAAAAGAUAUGUCCUUGAAAGAAGCAGAGCAAGAAAUCCAACAACUAAAAAUGAAAACAGAAAUGUAUCAAUCUGAAAUUAAUCUUUUAAAACUUGAGGUUGAUGAGAAAGUAGAGAAAAAUAUUUUGCAGGGUCAAUCAGUGCCAGUUAAAAGCGAAAUGAGUCUCCAUGAAGAACUUUUAGGAAGUAAUUUUAUUCAAGAAGCAUUCACACAAGGUAGUGACACUAAAAUUAAGGAAUUGGAACUCAUUAUUGAAACUCAACAAAAUGAUUUGAGUUCUUACAAAGAAAGAAUUAGCACUCUAGAGGAAAUGUUAUCUAAAAUCGAUGAAAAAAGGGAAACAUUGGAACAAAAAACCAAUGAAUUGGGUGUUCAGUUAGCUGAAAAAUCUCAAAGCUUUGAAGAAAUUUCCAAAACAGAAGAUUUAUUAGAAGAAAAGCUUGCAAACUUAUCAAAACAUAAUAGUGAAAUGGAAAAACAACUAGAAGAACUCUCUGCAAAUAAUGGAAAAUUAACUACUGAAAAUGUCAAACUUAGAGAAUCUGCGAAGAAACUCAAACAGAAGCUAAUUAUCGCCCAAGAACGAGUAAAUGAAUUGUUAGUUAUAAAAGAAAACUCAUCAAAAAUAGAAGAAGACUUAGAAAAGUCUAGCAGUCAUAUCAUAACACUAGAGCAAGAUUUGCGAAAGUUUGAACUUGAGAAGGUUCAAUUGCAAGAAUCUGCAAAAAUAGAUCUUGAAAAGUUGGACAAUGAUUGGCAGCUUCAAUUUGAUUCGGUAGUGAGAGAAAAAUCUGAACUCUCAAUUCUUUGUGAAAAACUAAAUGAAAAAAUUUCUGAAUUGACCGAAUCCGAACAGAUUUUAUCUGAUAAAGUCAAAGAUUUAGAAGCAAAGCUAGAAAAAAGUUUUGAACUUCAAGAGUCUAGUGAUUUCGAACUAAGAUCACAAAGAAGUGAUAUACAAACUCUAAAAGUUGAAAUAGACAAGAAAAAUGAAGAAAUUGAUAAUCAUAUAAUCGAAAUAAGAAACCUACAAUCUACAAAACAGAUUGAGUUGAAUUUCGUCAAUGAAUUGAAAAAGGAAAAUGAAAUUUUGAAAGAAAAGGCAAAUGAAAUAUCACAGCAGUUGAUUAAUAUGGAAAGUCUCCUUGAAACUGCCAAAAAAGAAGCAGAUGAAUUGAGGUCAAUAAAUGAGAAACUUCAGAAUGAAGUCUCUGAAUUGUCAAAUUAUAAAGAGUCUCAAGGUGCAAAACCAUUGUUCACUUGGACAAGUCAAGAAAAAGAUUCUUUCGAUUUAGAUCCACCAAUUUCAGAAGCACAAAGUUAUACUAUUUCCCAAGGUGAACCUAAUGAAGAAAAGGAGGUUAUGCUUCCUUCAAACACAAAAGAAGAACUUCUACAAAAAAUCAAAACUCUUGAGUUCAUGUUGAAAAAUGUGGAGAUUGAAAGAGAUGAGGUAAUCAAUCAAUGCACUCACUUAUCAAAUGAACUCAUGAAUAUGGUUUACAGUCAAAAUAAUGAAAAAGAAAAGACAAUCAUGAAUUUGCAGAGUACCCAGGAUCAAAUUCCAAAUUUGCAACCUGUAAAUGAACCCGCAUGUGAAAAAAAAACUGCUUACUUAUGCUAUCCGGAUGGUAAAACUGAAGAAAAUGAAAAUGUUCUUCAUUCAGUAGAAUCACAACUUGUUUCAGAAGCCCUCAUUGAACCAUCUGUAGCUGAAUUACAAGAAAUUGAAUUCACAAAAACAAGAGAUAUAACUGACUCUACAAAUCCGUUUUUAGAAGAUCCAAUUCAUAAGAAAGAAGCAUACUUGUGCCAUCCUAAUGAUGCUGAAGUUCCUAUCUCUCAACCAGAAUUCUCAAAUCUCGUUGGAAUUAAUCCAGAUCAUCUGAAUAUAGAUACUUUUGGUGAAAACGAUGAUGGUUGGGGUUGGAGCCCUGAAGAAGCAAAACUAGAAGAACUUCAAAAUCAAAAGUUCGAAAGUGACCCUCUUCGUUUAAGAAUUGUUGAGCUUGAGGAUAAUAUGAAAGCAAUGGAAAUUGAAAACGAGAAUAAAAAGAAAGAAUUCCAAGAAUUACAGAUCAAAUCUGCUAAAUUAAUAAAGAAAUUAAAAGAAUUGAAAAUACAAAAUGAAAAACUCCAAAAAAAUAAACAAGAUGACAGUGACAUGUUUAAUUUAGAAAGUGCUAUUCAAGAUGAAUUGAAAACACAAAUUGAAACAUUAGAAAAGAGGAUUAAAGAAGUCGGAAAUGAAUUGAUUAAAGAGAAGAAUGAAAAACAAAUCUUACAGAAAAAAAUUGAAACAAUUUCUUCAUCCAAUCAAAGAAUGACUGAAAUGAAAGAAAAGCAGGAUAUUGAAAUUUUGAUGUGGCAGAGAAAAACUGAAGACUUAAAAUCCAAACUAGACCAGUUUGAAUGGGGUGAGAGUGAAGGAACCCCCGAAAAAUCUAAAAAACCAUUUAAUCCAGAUAAGAUCAGCGAAUCAGAUAUUCUGAAACUUCAAGCUUCAGUGGCAGAGAUGACUGAAACAAUCAAAGAACUCACUUUAGAUAAUGAAGAGUUACAAGUUCUGUUAGAAGAACAACGAACACUUCGAAUAACUGCAGAAAAAGCUAAAUCUGUUGAACCAAUUCCUGACAACAUGAAAACUGAAAGUGAAUAUAUUGAAGUGGUCAAUCAAAAAAAUUUCCUUGAAAAUGAACUUGAUAAAAUUGUAAAAGAAAGGAAUAAUCUUAGUGAAGAGCUUAAUCGAGUCAAUUCAAAAACAGAAGAAGAAUUUAAAAAUAUCAUGAAUCAAAAAUUGGCAAUAGAAGAAAAUUUUGAGAAAAUCAGUUCGGAAAAUGGAAUAUUACAAGCUGAAAUCAACCAGUUGAUCACAAAUAUGAAAAGUGAAAAUGAAUAUAAGGAAAUAAUUGAUCAAAAAGAGAUACUUGAAAAUGAACUAAAAGAAAUUUCAAUUGAAAAGAAAAAACUUCAAGAUGAUUUGAACCAUAUCAUCCAAAGAAAUAACGAGCAAACAAUAGAUAUACAAAAAUUGUUACAAGAAAAAUCAGAAAUGGAAAAAGUUAUUGCAGAGAAAGACACUCUAGUAAAAGAACUUAUGCUUAAUUCUGAACAGAAUAACAUGGAAAUCAGAGAAUUGAAAGAAUUAGAAAAUAAAAAAGCUCAAGCUGAGUUUGAAGUGAAGCAAUUGCUAGAGAAAGUAAGUGAGUUUGAAAAGAGUCAUUAUGAGUUCAAGUCUCAAUUGGAUAAUUCUCUUUCUAAGGAAAAAGCAUUAGAAGAAGAGGUAAUGAAUAAAAAUAACGAAAUCCAAUUUUUACAAAAAGAAAAGGAACAUUUGUUGCAAGAUUUAAACAAAAAAGAUAUCGAAAUUGAAAGUAUGAAAUUGAGAAUUGAGAAAGAUUCUUCAGCUUUGAAAACUGAAUUUGAUAACCAAACUACAAACAUUGAACAUUUAAUAAAAGAAAAUCAGGACCUUACAUCACACCAGAAACUAUUGGAGGAACAAAUUGAAAUUCUUUCCAAACAAAUACAAGCUAAAAAUGAAGAAUGUCAGGUGCAGAUGGAAAAGUUGAGUCAAGAGUGGCAAAUUCUGGUAGAUCAACGUGGUAGUGAUGUUGCAGAAAGUUGGAAACUUCAUUUAGACAUGAGAGAAACAGAAUUUGGACAAUUAGAAGAACAAUUAAAAAAAGAACUCAGUGAUUUGGAAGAAAAGUGCAAUAGUUUAGUGAAUGAGAAUAACGAAUUGAGAAAAAAUGUUGACACAGAAAUAAGAAAUGAGGUUGAUAGAGUAUCUGCUUUACAACAACAGAUAAAUGAUCGCCAACAAUAUAUCCAAGAGUUAUCGCAAACCCUUAAAGACAAAGAACUACAUAUUGAAAAUAUAGAACAACAAAUUCUACAACUUCAAAGUAAUAUCAAUAGCUUGCAAGCUAUAACUGAUGAGAAGGAUGUGAAAAUAAAUGAAUUGCAAAUUAUAAUAGAUACCACACAGAAACAGUUUAAUGAAAAAAGAAUAAUUGUUGAGGAUGUUGUUCAUAUUUUAGAAGAGAAAAGUUUAUCUCCAAUAUUAUUCGAUCUUGAAAGCAUAAAAACAGAACUAAGGAGGCAAUUAAGUACUGUAAUUAGUCCAGAACACUUAUCCAACUUAGAGAAGGACUUGAUAAAUAAAGACUCCCUAAUAUCGAACAUGAAAAACGAAUUAUCAUCAAAAGAAAAUGAACAAGUAAUUUAUGAAAGUACUAUAAAGAGUCAUUCUACAGAAAUUAUAAAAUUAAAAGAACAAAUUGAAAGUUUGAACAUGGAAGAUAAAAUUAAUGCUUUGAGUUCAGAGUUGAAAGAUAAGGACAUUCUGUUGUUGAAUAUUCAAACUGAUUUAAAUACAAAAAUGAAGGAACUUGAAGAGUCCUCACUUAUAAUUGAAAAAUAUAAAACAAUGAUUGAAGAAAAAGAAAAUGAAUUGAAAAAACUUAGUGUUGAGCUGGCAGAAAGAGAAGGAAUAAUUGUAAAUCUGAAUUAUCAACUUGAGGAAACUAGAAACUUAAAAGCAAGCGAUGAUGAAAGUACUCAAAAUUUGCAAUAUAGUCUUCAACAAUGUCGGUUGCAAUGUGAUCAGUUGAGAUUGACUUUGGAUGAGAAGUGUUCAUUGAUAGAUGUAAUGAAUGCCGAACUUGAAAAACAACACAGUCUUCAUGUAGAAAGAGAAAAUGACAUGGAAAGAUUAAAGGUUUAUGUUGAUGAAUUACAAAAAACGCAUAUCAACGAGAAGGAUAUAUUGGAAAAAAAUAAAAACGAAAUAAUAGCAACACAAGAUCAGGAAAUGAUCAGUUUACGGAAUCAACUGAGCCAAUCACAAUUUUGUUCUGAAGAAUUGAAAUCAGAGAAAGAAAUGGCUCAAGAAUCUGUUAACUAUCUUCAAUCUCAAAUUGAAGAACAAGGUAGAAACAUUGUAGAACUAAAUUUCCAAAUAGAAUCUUAUAAGAAACUUAAUGAUGAACUUGCCGAAAAAUUGAACGAUCUAGAAAAUUUCCAAAAGAAGUAUGAGGAGCAGAAUAUUAUCCUGAAUGAAGAAGAAAAACAGAUGGACGAACUCAGAGCGAUCAUUGAAACUCAAGUUGUUAAGAUUGAAGAUUUAAAACAUAAACUAUAUGAGAAGAGUAACGAUUAUGAUUCUCUGAUUGCUGAAUUAGAUAUCAGAAAAAGUGAUUUGAGGGUUGCAGAUCAAGAAAUAAAACAACCGAUUGGUCAAGGGAGACCUGUAGGUCCUACUUCUACCGAUGAUCUGAAUGAUUGGGUUACCAGGUCAGAAUUGGAUAUUGCUCUCUAUAUGUUGCAUCAGAGAGACGUGAGGUGUGAAGAAUUAACAGUUGAACUAACACAACUUUUGGAAGAAAGGGAUACUCUUCAACUUCGACUCUCAAAUGCUUUGAGAGAAAAGGAAGAAUACAGAGUAAUGGCCGAUGGCGACAAAAUAACUGACAUUUCAGCAGAUAUCAGGAGCUCGCCAUCUAAAGGUGCAAUACCUAAGGGAAAGGUGUCUGAUAUUGUUUUAAGUGCCAGCGGCGCAGAAGUAGCUACUGAAGCUCAAGAGGGUUCCGUAAAUAUUUCGGAAAAUCAACUUGAAAAUAAGUUAUCAGAGCUUAAAAAUAUUGGGUACAAAAGAGAUAAAACAUUAUUGGAUGAACAGCAACAGAGGAGGUUACAGCAGUUGUCAAUUAUGCAACAACACAUUGAAGAAGCCUCCAAGUUACCACCAGAAGCAGCAGCUCGAUUGGUUGAUGCCAACUAUACAUUGUCUCGUGAUGUUCAGAGUCCUUCCAAAGUUCUCCUGAAUUGGUUAUGGGGACGAAGCACUCCAAAAGUGAAUGAUUUAUAAAUAGUUUAAUUUGUGCCUACUAACUGUUUAUAAUUGUGGUUGAGUGAGAAUGUGAGAGUGAAACAACACUUAGAUAAGCUAUUAAAAGUUUUGUAUAAAUUUUUAUCGUCUUGUUUUGAAUUGUAUUAUAAGAGCAUUUAUCUUUUGAAAAUAUUUAUGUUAAUGGAAAUAUUUCGAUUGGA